Guillardia theta CCMP2712 is the source of this 2265-nucleotide messenger RNA. RefSeq lists its product as hypothetical. The coding region runs from base 1 to 2265 and encodes 754 amino acids. Gene Ontology annotation, cellular component: membrane. Gene Ontology annotation, molecular function: oligosaccharyl transferase activity; protein binding. The transcript is spliced from 23 exons. NCBI's taxonomy places the organism in Eukaryota, Cryptophyceae, Pyrenomonadales, Geminigeraceae. The record is from RefSeq and is a predicted model, not a curated record.
AUGGCCAUGCCAACGGUCGUUUGGGUUGCAUGGGUCGCUGCCCAGAUCUCGAUGUUCAUCUACGCAUGCAGAGAGGCGUUCAACAUUCGUCUUUAUGCUGUCAAGGAGUAUGGUCUACUCAUCCACGAGUUCGAUCCAUGGUUCAACUUCCGUGCGACCAAGUACCUGGCUGAGAAUGGAUGGACGGCCUUCUUUCAUUGGUACGAUUACAUGAGUUGGUAUCCAGUGGGUCGACCGGUCGGAACCACCAUCUAUCCGGGAAUGCAGAUCACCUCGGUGGUGAUCUGGAAGGUCUUGCCCUGGUUUGGCAUCAACAUGUCCUUGAACGAUGUUUGCGUGUAUGUUCCUGCAUGGUUCGGUGUUGUAGCCACAACCUUCCUGGCCUUGUUGACCUGGGAGUGCGCUGGCUUCAUGGCGGCAGGAACGGCAGCCGCGCUGUUCAUGUCGAUCAUCCCUGCGCACAUCAUGCGAUCAGUAGCAGGAGGAUACGACAACGAGAGCGUGGCUAUCACUGCCAUGUGCAUGACCUUCUAUUUCUGGUGCCGCUCGUUGCGCAACGACAACUCGUGGUGGAUUGGAGCAUUUGCCGGUCUGGCGUACGUGUACAUGGUUAUGGUGUGGGGAGGCUACAUCUUCGUCCUCAACAUGGUCGGUGCUCACGCGAUUGCCGUCGUCUUCACUGGAUGCUUCACCUCGAAGCUUCACAGGGCUUACACCCUCUUCUACGUCAUCGGAACCGCUGGAGCCACCAGGGUUCCCGUGGUGGGAUUGUCGCCGCUGAAGAGCUUGGAGCAGUUGGGUCCCUUCGGUGUGUUUGUCAUCAUGCAGGUGCUUGAGUUCUGUGAGAUCCAACGGCGCAAGAAAGGGCUGACGAGCUUGCAAACUUUCAAGCUCCGCAUUGCCUCCUUCUCCGUCGUCGCUGCUGCCCUGGCUGGCGUUGCUAUGCUCCUGUACCCCACGGGCUACUUCGGGCCCCUUUCCGCCCGUGUUCGCGGCCUCUUCGUGCAGCACACCAGGACGGGAAAUCCACUCGUUGACUCAGUGGCUGAGCACCAGCCAGCCAGCCAGCAGGCCUACUGGCAGUACCUCCACUACGCCUGCUACUGGGCCCCCAUUGGCUUCCUGAUCUGCCUCGCCCGCGUCUCCCCUAUCGCCAAGGUGUCGAAGAUGUGCGGGGCCUCGGAGUGGUGGUGGAACUGCCGAGCUGACGCGAAGUUCUUCUUGGUCCUCUACGGAAUCAUCGGCUACUUCUUUUCCUUGAAAAUGGUUCGUUUGGUGCUUCUCAUGGGUCCCAUCACUUCUGCCCUUGCCGGCAUUGCGCUUGGAGCUUUCGGCGAGUGGGGAGUUCACCAGCUCUGCCUGUUGCUCUGGUUUUUGGAUGAUUCACCGAGCAAGGAGACUGAGGACUCCAAGGAUGCUGCUGCCGGUGAGGAGUCGGACCAGGACAAGAAGAAGUCAGGCAAGGCAAAGAAAGGAGCAUCACGCGCCUCCUGGCUCAGCGAAUCGACUAAGGAGCAGUUCAACCAGAUGUACAGCAUGGGGGAGAGCUUGUCUUCGGUCUUCUACGAGAGCUUCCCGGCCAAGAUUGCCCGUAUCGUCUUCGCCAUCUUCUUCGUCUACUACCUGAGACCCUACGCGCUCGAGUUCAAAAGCUACUGCCAUCAGCUCGCUCACGGCAUGUCCAACCCCUCCAUCGUCUUCAAGGCCCACACGAACAACGGGCAGGUUGUGGUGGUCAACGACUACCUGGAGGCAUACUACUGGUUGAGAGAUAAGACCCCCAAGGAGGCAAGAGUGAUGGCAUGGUGGGACUACGGUUAUCAGAUCACUGGCAUCGGCGAGCGAACGACCUUGGCAGACGGCAACACAUGGAACCACGAGCACAUCGCCACCAUCGCGUACGCACCCAAGAGCAAGGCGUCGGCGAGCUGGGAGAACACGGAGCUGACGACUCAGAUGUGGGCCAUCAUCCGAAACAACGACGUGAGGACCAUGCGAGCCCUCGUGAAGGCGGCGCCGACAGUGGUUCACGUGAGAGCUGAGGACGGACGAGGACCUCUGUGGUGGGCUUAUGAGUUCCAACGGCCUGAGAUGAGGAAAAUCUUGCUCGACGCGGGUUGUGAUGCCGAAGCGAAGGACAAGCGAGGAAUGCGAGCAAGAGACGUGGCGGCUAAGGGAGGGAAGCAGUCGAAGGGGAAGGAGAGAAGAAGAAGAAGAGGAAGAACUGAGAGUCUAGUCGUGAUACACGAGCUUUACCCAUCGUGA